AUGGUUCGGGCAAGCCCUUUGGCCAAGGAGUCCAUGAGCCUUGACGGCACAUCUGCGCUCCGGUGGCGGCUUGUAAGCGCACGGAGCACCGAGCAGCGGAAGCUGCUAAAGCUCGAGCGUGCCUCACAUACCGCCACUGUGGUCAAUGGCAAUAUUUACGUGAUAGCAGGUCGGAAAGGGAGCACCUUUUAUGGGGACCUGCUCCUUUUCGACACUGCCACGCACUCAUGGUCAAUUCUUACUCCGGCCAUUCCUAACGGCUUUCGCCCGCGGGCGAACCACACUGCAACACUCGUGGGCGGCCGGUACAUCUGGGUCAUUGCGGGGAGCGACAACGAAAAAGUAAUGGGCGAUGCGCACGUCUUUGAUGUCCAGACGCAAACAUGGACGAAGCCGCACGUCAGGGGCGAUAUUACAUUACUCUCUCGCACUGCGCACUCCGCGGAGUUGCACCCCUGCGACCCACGGGCCAUCCUCUUGUUCGGCGGUUACGAUGGCGCUGUCUUCCACAACGACCUGGUCGUCAUCCGCACCGACGCCCUGGCGGUGGAGCGGGUUGAGCUCAGCGUCGGAGGUGUGCCGCCGCCUGUGCCACGAGGUUAUCACAGCUGCACGGCCGCGGGUAGCAGGUGCUAUGUGUACGGCGGCCGUACGGAAACGGGGGUCGUGGAUGCCAGUGGGAUGCUGGCGGUAUUCGAUGCUGCUGGCAACCGGUGGUUGGCGCCCCACGUGGAGGGCAAGUGGCCGCAAGCGCGCUCCAGCCACCGCGCUGUGGCUCUGGGCAGCAGGCUGCUGAUCCAUGGCGGCGCAGCAGCCGGCGAGCAGACCGACCGGUUGGCUGACGUGCACACACUUUUGAUAUGCCCUCAUACCGGGCGGCUGACAUGGUCCAGAAUGGAUGAGCCGCCUGCCGUUGCGGGAAGCGCCUCGAACGCCAGGCCGCAGGGCCGCUCCGCACACACGGUGGGGCAGCUGCGGUCACAGCUGUCUCCGAAGCACAUCCCCAAGCCAACGGACCGCUCCAGUCCACAUCACGCGCCGAAGGUGGUGACGCAGGCCAAUGGCGGCCCUGCAGCCCCCACCAGUGGGGCCACGAACGGCAACCUAAGCCGCCCUGCCUCACCGUUGCGAGAGGACGCAGCAGCAGCAGCAGCAGCUGGAGGCGCAUCACGGGGUGCCAAGCGACGGCUUGUGCCCACAGCCUCGGACAAGGCACCUGCGCAAGCCCAACAGCCUGCAGGCAACCUGGCGAUGCCCACUAGAGGCCUACGUGACGGCGGCGGGGCUGCAGAAGCAUAUGGAGCUGGCGCAGAGGAUGAUCCCAUCGAUUUGACAGCUGACCAGCUGCCGGAUGGUACGCAGCCGAAGGUAGCGGCUGGGGCGCCUUCUUGGGUACAACAUGUACCACGCACCCGCGGAGACGCUGUCGAAGGAGGCGAGCCGGCGUUACGUAGUGAUGGCGGCUGGUUGGGUGGCCAACGCCGUGGCCGUGUUUGCAGCUCGAUGCAGCAGCAGAUGUCCGAGGAUGCGGCAGCCGCGGAAGCUAAGGAUGCAGAGCGGCAAGCUAACCAAAAGCUAGCGGAGCAGCAGCGGCGGGCGGCGGAAGAGCUGUCGAUGCAGCGGCGGAGCUGCGAGAUGACGCAGGAAGCGUUGCGGACCGCGAACACGGAGCUUGAGGAGGCGCGAUCCCAGCUGGAGCACCUGCAGCAGGACCUCGUGGUGGCACGGCAGCAGGCUGCCGCUCAUCAACAACAGCAGGCCGCGGCAGCACGGCAGGCGGCGGAUCGGGAGCGGGCGCUGCUGCAGGAGAGGGAGUUAAUCAUGCAGCAGCUAGUUGAGACGGGAUGCAAGUACCAGGAGCAAAUAAAGUCGCUUGAGGCGUUAAGCGGCCGACACCAGGCCGAGGCGGAUAAGUACCGCCGGGACCUGCACGCCGAGGCAGAGCGGCAUAGCGAGGCGGCGGCUGCACUGCGCGAGCGACUUGGCAAAUGGGAGCAGGACGCGACGGAGCUGACAAACAGGCUGCGGGAGGCAGCGGCUCAGAACCAAAAGCUGCAGCAGGAGUUGGCCCGACUCCAGGACGUGAAGCAGCGCCUCGAGAGGGACACGAGCGAGGCGCGUGAGGCGCAGCAGAGGCUGCAACGGCAGAUGGACGAACAGGUCGGCGAUUUGGCCCGCCAGCGUGAUUCACUGCAAAUGCAGGUCACCCACACUACCACCAGGAUUUCCGCUCUGGAGUCCGAACUCCGGCGGACCAAAGACGACCUGGCCCACCGAGACGUCCAGCAUGCAGCGCUGCUGCAGGCUAGUGCCGACAAAGCAGCCGAGCUGGCAGGGGUUCGCGAACUCUUGCGUGCUGCGCAGCAGAAGCAGGAGGUGAUGCGCCAGCAGGCCAGCUUGCUUGCGACGCAGAUGCAAACUGCCCAGGCAACGGUGCAAGCGAUAGCCAACGGUGUGUAG
Messenger RNA from Volvox carteri f. nagariensis, 2460 nucleotides. RefSeq lists its product as uncharacterized. Gene Ontology annotation, molecular function: protein binding. Lineage: Eukaryota; Viridiplantae; Chlorophyta; Chlorophyceae; Chlamydomonadales; Volvocaceae. The coding region runs from base 1 to 2460 and encodes 819 amino acids. The transcript is spliced from 14 exons. The record is from RefSeq and is a predicted model, not a curated record.